This is a messenger RNA of Trichosurus vulpecula (common brushtail), 3834 nucleotides long. It is a transcript of the gene TOPORS, whose product is annotated as TOP1 binding arginine/serine rich protein, E3 ubiquitin ligase. NCBI's taxonomy places the organism in Eukaryota, Metazoa, Chordata, Mammalia, Diprotodontia, Phalangeridae. The coding region runs from base 289 to 3279 and encodes 996 amino acids. Gene Ontology annotation, biological process: protein monoubiquitination; protein polyubiquitination. The transcript has 2 exons. Gene Ontology annotation, molecular function: metal ion binding; ubiquitin protein ligase activity. The record is from RefSeq and is a predicted model, not a curated record.
AGAGAGGUUGGCGGGUUAAGAGGGCGAGCGGAUGUUGUCUUGUGACGAACCCGGGGGAGGAUCCCAUCCCUUUUCUGCGUUAGCCGGAAACCCGCUAUUGGUAACCUGCGCUUUACGACAUAAAGGUCACCGCCUCUGGCUCCUCCUCCGCCUGAAAGAUGGAGGGAGGAGACGCUCGCUCGCGGUGAAAGGGGGAGAGCCGGUUCUUGCCGGUCGGCGUCUGGAUCGCUUGUGGUUAUCCCCGAGGUAGCCUUCUUUGUCGGGACGGUGCCGGAACCCUCAGAGGUAAUGGCAUCAGCAGCUGAAGAAUUUACAGUGGACAACAACUUUUCACCUAAAGCUGGUACCAGCAAGUUGCAGUGGACAGUUCCUGCUGAUGCUUCUCCUGAUUCUAAGUGUCCUAUAUGUUUGGACAAAUUUGACAAUGUGGCAUAUCUGGGGCACUGCUUACAUAAAUUCUGUUUCCGCUGUGUACAGGAAUGGUCAAAAAACAAAGCUGAAUGUCCACUCUGCAAACAGCCAUUUCAAUCUAUCUUCCAUUCAGUGAGGGCAGAAAAUGACUUUGAGGAGUAUGUCCUAAGGCCCUCAUAUAGGAACAUGACCAAGGAAUAUGUUCAAGGCUCCUUUGCUAGUCCUGAUGGGCGAAGAUUUCGCUACAGAACUACUAGCUGGAGAAGGGAAAGAAGUGCUUCUGCUUAUUCCCAAAGGAGUGCUUCUCUUCGAAGGACUGAGACACCACCUGACAAUGGAGUACUGUUUGAAGGAUUAUCUGCUCCACCAGUACGACAGAGAGACAGUGGAAUUCAUCAUAUAUUGAGACAAGAAGGAAGAUCCUUGCGGAAAAUUCAAGAAUCAGAUAUGAUUAACUUCAGAAGAACUUUGUAUCGUUCUGGUAUUCGUGUUAGGCAUAUUCAAGAUGGUGGCCGCUAUAGGGAUAUUUCAGCUGAAUUUUUCCGUAGAAAUCCUGCUUGCCUUCACAGAUUAGUUCCGUGGUUAAAGCGUGAACUAACAGUUCUCUUUGGAACUCAUGGAUCUUUAGUCAAUAUUGUUCAGCACAUCAUCAUGAGUAAUGUUACUCGCUAUGAUUUAGAGAGUCAAGCUUUUGUCGAUGACUUAAAGCCUUUUUUACUUAAUCGGACUGACCACUUUUUACAUGAAUUUAUCAGUUUUGCUCGAUCUCCUUUUAACAUGGAAGCUUUUGAUCAACAUGCUAAUUAUGACUGCCCUGCUCCUUCAUAUGAGGAAGGUAGCCAGUCAGACUCCUCAGUUAUUACCAUAUCUCCUGAUGAGGCAGAUAAUCAGGAACUAGAUACUAAUGCAUUGACUGCUAGUCAAGCUCCAUGGGAUGAUGAAACUCCAGGGCCAUCAUAUUCAAGUUCAGAGCAGGUUUUUGCAGCUGUGUCUUCUCCUUUAAAUACUUCUGACAGUUCAGAUGAAGAACUUGUAAGAAGUAGACCCCAGACUCCAAUGGGUAUAGAUACCAAUCAGGACCUAAAUGAUGAUGCUGAUUCUUCAUCAGACAAUUGUGUCAUUGUUGGAUAUGUCAAACCAUUGGCUGAGAGAACCCCAGAACUUGUUGAACUGUCCUCUGACUCUGAAGAAUCGGAGUCUCAGAAAAAUGAAUCUGUGAAGAAGCCAGAUCCUAGCUCCAGUGACAGUGAUUUUAGUAGAUGUUCAUCUCCACAUUCAUUUGUUUCAAAAGAUGGGCAAAUAAAUAAAAGUCACUGUAAUUCUGAUACCUCACCUCCUGGUAGGAUACUUAGAUCAAAAAUGGAAAAGCGAUCAGUUUCAUCAUCUCCUAAGAACUUGAGCUCAUCAGUGACGGUAGAAAGAGUGUGUUCUCCAUGUAGCCAUAGACUAUCCAAAAAGAGGGGACGAUCAAGAAGUUCGGAUUUGUAUUCUCAAAGCAGAGGUGGACAUGACCGAAAGAGCUGUAGGAAACAUCAUGGAAAGAGACGAACAAAAAGCAGACGAUCAAGAAGCAGAGAUAGUAGUCAACUUAAAGAUAGAAAAGACAAGAAAGCAUCAAGAACUAGAGAUAACAGUUGGUCAAGAAAAAGCCAAACAGUAUCCUUAAGCAGUGAAAGCACUGUUUCCAGAGAGAGAAGCAGAUCAAGGUCUCGGAGCAGCGAUCAUGGUAAAAGAAGAUCAAGAAGCAGAGAUAGGGAACGAUACUAUUUAAGAAAUAAUUAUACGAGACGAUAUCAAUGGGAGUAUACUUACUAUAGUAGGAACAGGGAUGGCUAUGAGUCAUCAUAUAGGAAGAGAACUCUAGCUCAUUAUCCUCGACAAUCUUCUAGUCCAGAAUUUAGAAUUCAGACCUUUUCUGAACGAACAAAUGCUGGGAAGGAAAGUAGUCACAAUGAGAGGAGACAUUACUACAAUGAAAGGCACAGGUCAAGGAGUCGGUCCAGUAAUAAAUCAAGAGAUGUAUCUGUAGGAUCUGACCGAGUGAGAUGUGAAAAGCCUGGGGGGAAACGAAAGUACAAAACUCGGCACUUGGAGGGUACCCAUAAAAAGACUGAACAAUCUUUUGAAGAUUCUUCCAAGGGAAAGGGAGAAUGUUUUGAGAAAUCUUCCAAGUUUGGUGAAAGCUACAAAAAUGAGAGUGACAGCUUUUCAGAUAGAUCCAGCAGGGAUAGACACAAGAGGAGGAAGAAGAGGGCCCGAAGCCCAAGUGUAGAGAUAGUUUAUGAAGGCAAAACUACUGACACAAAUAGACAUCAUAAAAAGAAAAAGAAAAAACAUAGGAGGAGACACAAAAGACACCAUACAAGUAAUUCUUCACAGUCUUCUCCAAUUGUGAUUACAAUUGAGACUGAUAGUGACAAGGAACCAGAAGUGAAAGAAAAUAUUGAGUCUGACAGUUGUGCCACCUUGGUAACUCAGCAGAGUAAAAAAGAAUCUUCCUCUCCUGUCUUGGGACCAAUUAAGAGGAAAGAUAGAUUUGCCCAAAGUGAUGGAAUUACUAUCCUGGACAAGGAAUGUGAAAUCACCCCAUGUAAUGGUGAUUUGGAUAAUGUCACCAAGACUAUAGAUAAUCUUCCACUCCAGGAAACCUCAACUGAACAGACUUCUGCUGUGAGGGAGAGCACUUUUGUUUCUGGUAUGGGCAACCUGCACAGUGACAUUGAAUCUAUACAGACUGAACCAUCUGUACACUUGGCGUCUCCAAAGACGUCAGUAAUAGAGACUUCUCCAGAACGACCAUCAUUAAUACUAAGACUGCCAAAGCAUCUCAUAAAAAAGUCUUGUAUUGGUCCUGAAGAAAAGACAUAACGUGUUUUACAUUUAAUUAAGAUAUGUAAAGAUGAAACUUUCUGGUGAAGAUAUUUUUUCUUCCCUUUUAAACUCUUAAAGUGAUUUUCAAGUUAAGGUUUUGUAAGAGCAUUUUAUUCAGAAAGUGAACAAAACUCAAAGAUAAGCACUUUUGAGUUAAAAAAAAAAACCUUGCUAACAGUUUAUUUAAAACUUGUGUUCUUUUUUAUCUAAAUAAAAAUGUAAAUUUCAGAAGUUGUAAUUCAUAAAGCCAUAUUGAAUUCUCAUUCUAUAAAAUAUUCAAUGGAUAUUUUAAAAUUAUGAUUUUUAAGAAAAUUAUUAUGGAAAUUUGCUUACAAAACUUUAUGAUGGGUAAAGUUGUUUUUGUUUUUGCUUUUUUUAGAAAAUUUGUAUAAUUUGAAACAAUCUUUAAAGGUUUAAUUCAGACUAUUUUUAUCUGCAUGAAUUACUUUGACUUCUGCCAAGAAAUGUUUUCAUGUUUUUUGUAUACAUGUCUAACUUGAGUGCUAAUGAAAUAUGAGUUCAGCAAAAAGUUCAAUAAAGCAAUAAUAUUUU